GUAUUUUUAUUUUCAUUUUCCUUAACAAACAAGACAUAUAGGAAGCGGCCGGCAGUGACAAAAACCAAAACCUUCCAGAAUAUUCUUGCCUUUGUCCAACCUCGCGCGUCGCAAUGAAAAUACCAUCAUUAAACAUCAGUCAAGCUCCAGCUCCGGCGGCCGCUGUGGCAUUUUCACCGGUGAACUCUUCUUCUUCGUCAUUGCCAGCUCCGAGAAGAAAACCCUUAAGUUAUUGUUCUGCUACAGCUACUGCUUCACCUACUAAACCUCAGUUUCUUUGGAAUAUUAAUAUUCCCCGAACCUCCGAUCCCGCAAGAUGCUUCAAACCCCACGCCGUCGCCGGUGCCGGCGCAACCCCGUCCCCGGACACGACACUAAAAGCCCGGCUCAGAAACGGCGAGACGCUUUACGGGAUAUUCCUCCUUAGCUUCUCCCCGACACUUGCCGAGAUCGCCGGGCUCUCCGGGUACGACUUCGCCGUCGUCGACAUGGAGCACGGCCCCGGCGGAAUCUCCGACGCCUUACCCUGCCUCCGAGCCCUCGCGGCCACUAACACCGCCGCCAUCCUCCGUGUCCCGGAAACCUCAGAGAAAUGGGCCAAGAAGGCCCUCGACCUGGGCCCACAGGGAAUCAUGUUCCCGAUGAUCGACACCGCCGAGGACGCCGCGGAGGCGGUGUCGUUCUGCCGGUACCCGCCGGACGGAGUGCGGGGAUGCGCCCACCGAGUGGUUCGGGCAUCCGGGUACGGGUCGAACGAAGGGUACCUGAGCAACUACGAAGACGAGCUGCUGAUCAUGUGCCAGGUGGAGUCGGAGAGAGCGGCGGAGAACGCGGAGGAGAUAGCGGCGGUGGACGGCGUGGAUUGCGUCCAGAUGGGGCCCUUGGAUUUGAGCGCCAGCCUGGGUUACUUGUGGGACCCCGGGCACAAGAUGGUGAAGCAAGCCUUGAGGGCUGCCGAGGAAGCAGUAUUAAAAGUAGGCCGUGGCGGGAAGAAGAAGAACGCGGCGUACUUGGGAGGGUUCGCAAUGCCGCCGCACGAUAGGGCGGUUGAUCUGAAAGCAAGAGGGUAUCACAUGGUGUCCGGGACGGUGGACGUGGGGUUGUUCCGGCGUGCGGCGGUGGAGGAUGUCAACAACUUCGGGGUGGGCUUGAGUUUGAAUGAUGAUAACGACGAGGAUGAUGACAAGUACCGGUUAUGAAUUAAAGGAAGAGCUAUGGAAUAAAUUGAGCCACGAUUUCACUUGAAGUGUCUGCCAAAAAACAAUGGAAUCUUGUUAUUAGGAAAGGAAAAUCAUGACUGAAAUCUGCUUAUAGAAGUGGAAAAAUUAUCCAUAUGUUGCAGUUAAAUUAAGAUUAAAUCAAAGACUAUGAUUUAAUCACCCAUC
Molecule: messenger RNA, 1385 nt
Organism: Oldenlandia corymbosa var. corymbosa
Lineage: Eukaryota; Viridiplantae; Streptophyta; Magnoliopsida; Gentianales; Rubiaceae
Source: the annotation of a GenBank genome assembly